Molecule: messenger RNA, 980 nt
Organism: Setaria italica (foxtail millet)
Lineage: Eukaryota; Viridiplantae; Streptophyta; Magnoliopsida; Poales; Poaceae
Product: putative glycine-rich cell wall structural protein 1
Exons: 1
Coding region: 1-630 (209 amino acids)
Source: RefSeq, a predicted model, not a curated record
AUGGCUAGAACCAAGUUCCUCGCACUUAGCUUCAUUGUCCUCCUCGGCAUUGGACUAUCCAAUGUUGCAAGGGUUUCUCGAUAUGUGAGUGCCGGGGGUGGAGGUGGUGGCGGAGGUGGAGGUGGUGGGUCAGGGAAUGGUUCGGGGUCGGGAUCUGGCUAUGGCUCUGGAUCUGGGUAUGGCCAGGCAGGUGGUUCUUCUGGUGGAGCAUAUGCUAGUGGGGGCGGCAACGGUGAAGGUGGUGGAGGGGGACAGAAUGGAGGAUCCGGAUACGGUUCAGGCUCUAGUUCUGGGUAUGGUCAGGCUGACGGGUAUGGGUCUAACGGUGGAGCGUAUGCUCAGGGACGCGGACAAGGUGGAGGUGGAGGGGGUGGACAAAAUGGCGGGUCUGGUUCUGGCUCUGGUUCCGGUUCUGGGUAUGGUCAAGCUGGUGGGUAUGGACCUUAUGGUGGAGGGUAUGCCCAGGGUGGUGGUCAAGGUGGAGGUGGCGGUGGUGGACAAAAUGGUGGGUCAGGAAGUGGAUCCGGUUCUGGUUCUGGAUAUGGUCAAGCUGGCGGAUAUGGCCCAUAUGGUGGUGGUUAUGCUCAGGCAGGUGGGCAAGGCGGUGGUGGCGGUGGCGGUGGUGGGUAAUAUGGUGGUUCUGGACAAGGUUCCGGUUCCGGAUCUGGUUAUGGUCAGGCUGGUGGAUAUGCACCUUAUGGUGGUGGAUAUGCUCAAGUUGGUGGUCAAGGUGGCGGCGGCGGUGGCGGUCAAAGUGGUUCAGGUGGCAGCGGGUAUGGUAAUGGCUCGGGAAGUGGUUCUGGGUCUGCUGGUAGCGGCGGUGGACACCCAUAAAAAGUGAAUUUUUCAGGAGUGCAAUUCGAUCUGAUGCGACCAUGCUUACUAAGUAAUAUGGUUCACAUGUACCAAAAUGUUUUUUUUUUACUUGUAUAAGGAAUAAUUGGCCAUUCCAUGGCUUCUGUAAUAAGAAUGGCACGUGG